Molecule: messenger RNA, 1568 nt
Organism: Oryza brachyantha (malo sina)
Lineage: Eukaryota; Viridiplantae; Streptophyta; Magnoliopsida; Poales; Poaceae
Product: probable membrane metalloprotease ARASP2, chloroplastic
Exons: 1
Coding region: 64-1299 (411 amino acids)
Biological process (GO): proteolysis
Cellular component (GO): membrane
Molecular function (GO): metalloendopeptidase activity; protein binding
Source: RefSeq, a predicted model, not a curated record
CGGCAGCACAAACUCCCCAAACCCCGAGAGAAGAAUGCCAGAUUAUCCACACCUCCUCCCACCAUGCUCACCACCCACCUCUCCCCCACCCUCAAGCCGCCUCCACCCCUCCUCCACCCCCACCCCCACCUCCCCCUCCUCCGCCGCCACCGCGGGCCCGUCUCCGCCGCCGCCGUAGCCCCGUCGGACCUCCUGGCCAGCGUCGAGUCGGUCGCCUCCGCGGCCUCCGUCCUCGCCGCCAUCGUGCUCGUCCACGAGUCGGGCCACUUCCUCGCGGCCACCUCCCGCGGCAUCCACGUCUCCCAGUUCUCCGUCGGCUUCGGCCCGGCCCUCGCGCGCUUCCGCCUCGGCCCCGUCGAGUACGCGCUCCGCGCCAUCCCGCUCGGCGGCUACGUCGGGUUCCCCGACGACGACCCGGAGUCCGGCUUCGCGCCCGACGACCCCGACCUCCUGCGCAACCGCCCCGCCCCCGACCGCCUCCUCGUCGUCUCCGCGGGCGUCGCCGCCAACCUCGUCUUCGCCUUCCUCAUCGUCUACGCCCAGGCGCUCACCGUCGGGGUCCCCGUCCAGGCGCAGCUCCCGGGCGUCCUCGUCCCCGAGGUCCUCCCCGGCUCCGCCGCCGCGCGCGCCGGCCUCCUCCCGGGCGAUGUCAUCCUCUCCGUCCCCAGCCUCGCGCCGGACCCCUCCGUUCCUGUACUCGUCGACCUCAUCAAGGCCAGCCCCAACAAGAAUGUCUCCGUCACGGUCUCAAGAACCGGCCCAGGAGCCGGCGACAGGCGGUCCAUUGACCUCACCGUCGUGCCGGACACCAGCGUCGAUGGGACCGGUCGCAUUGGUGUGCAGCUCUCGCCCAAUUUCCGUGUGACUCGCGUCCACCCGAAUAACCUGGCCGAGGCGACCGUCCUCGCCUUGCGUGAGUUCACUGCACUGAGCGGUACGGUGCUCGAUGGGCUCAGGCAGACGUUUCUCAACUUCUCGCAGACAGCGGAGAAGGUGUCUGGUCCGGUUGCAAUCAUAGCCGUGGGUGCAGAGGUGGCCAGGUCAAGCGCCGAGGGCUUGUUUCAGUUUGCAGCAGUGAUCAACCUCAAUCUUGCCGCGAUAAACUUGUUGCCGUUGCCAGCAUUAGACGGUGGGACGUUGGCGUUGAUCCUUCUUGAGGCGGCCCGUGGUGGGCGGAAGAUACCCCGUGAAAUUGAACAAAGGAUCAUGUCGUCCGGUAUAUUGGUGGUACUUAUGGUUGGCAUGUUUCUGAUUGUCCGUGACACGCUCAAUCUCGACUUCAUCAAGGACAUUUUGUGAUACUUGGGGUAAAAACUGGAUCGCAGUUAGUGAAGUCAGAAGUUUCGGAUAUUGGUUGCCUCGGAAAAGGUUAGUAGUUGUGCAAUUGGGAUCCAUUUUACACUUUGUUGUGAUUGCUCUAGCAUUCUAGCUUCUUAUACUGCUCAUAGGCCCUUGUAUUGUUAUCUGAAUGAAGCUCCGAAAUUGCACUUAGUAGCAUUUCUAGAGAAACGAGAAUGCUGAAUUGUUGAUAUGUAAAUUACUCUUUCUGUGAAGCAAAAAUAGUUGCU